Lithohypha guttulata is the source of this 14742-nucleotide messenger RNA. RefSeq names its product AAA ATPase midasin (gene MDN1). The transcript is spliced from 2 exons. The record is from RefSeq and is a predicted model, not a curated record. Gene Ontology annotation, molecular function: ATP hydrolysis activity; ATP binding. Lineage: Eukaryota; Fungi; Ascomycota; Eurotiomycetes; Chaetothyriales; Trichomeriaceae. Gene Ontology annotation, cellular component: nucleus; preribosome, large subunit precursor. The coding region runs from base 1 to 14742 and encodes 4913 amino acids. Gene Ontology annotation, biological process: ribosomal large subunit export from nucleus; ribosomal large subunit assembly.
AUGGGAGUCGAUGAGUAUAGGAGUGGGAGCGCUGAUGCUGAUACUAUAGGACAGGAACAGGAUGGAAGUCCUCUUUUCCAAAUUGCUCAUUCGAUCUCAAGUAGACAAGGUUUAACGCUUCUAAACGCCAUUGCUUCAGCCUCGUUUACCAAUACCGACCACGUUCUUCCUCUCAUCCUCGACAUUGCAGCCGAUACAAUUCAAAGAUGGAUUCAACGAUGCGACCGAAAGAGUCUUGUGGACGUCGUCGCGACAGUAUCUGGCUUGGCCAAGGUUUUGCCGUUUGUGCCAUAUAUUGGCCCUGUUGUCAGCGACUUUCUGACACAAUGUUCCCUUCACGAGCUUUCACCUCUGACGCCCGAGCUGAAUUCCAAAACCAUGACGACAACGUUGAUAGCUGCCUUCAGGCUUCUGUCCUAUGACUUGGACGCUUUCAGAGAUUGCCUAUCUCCUGGCUUUCUCAUAAUGUCGUUCAACCAUGAACGUAAACACAUCCGAUAUCUGGCCAUUCAGUGCUUCGCUAUGAACAUGGGCUCCGCUGAUAAGAUCACACAAGACCUCAUUCACAAACACGUUGGUGAGGGAGUCAUCGAUGGCCCUUGGGAGGAAGUGGACAGAAUUGAUUAUAGGCUCUUCAAACUUCACGAAGAGAAACGAUGGACGAGGAUAUAUCGUAAGUUGCUUGAAUCAGACUUCAAUCUGGGCAACAGGAAGUAUAAAGAUCAAUUCGACCAUCACAGCGAUAUCUCUCCGUACGUGGUGUCGAUAGGUGGUGUGCUACUGCCCACAAAACACGCCACAUCGCCUCCAUUAUCCUCUUUUGUCCUUUUUCCGACCUCGGAGGACAACCUUACAAGAGCUGCACUUGGCUUGAGAAACCACAAACCCAUUUUGCUAUACGGUCCGGCUGAUGCUGGAAAGACAGCUGUGAUUCGUGAGCUUGCCCAUAAAGUCGGCACUCUGUCUGAACUUGUCACUCUACAUCUCAACGAGCAAACGGACGCUAAGAGUUUGUUGGGUAUUUAUACGUCGUCUCUAUCUGGAACAGGAUUUCAGUGGCAGCCAGGAGUUCUCACAAAAGCUAUACAAGAAGGGAGGUGGGUGUUGAUUGAAGAUAUCGACCGCGCACCAGCCGAAGUAAUGGGCCUGUUACGACCGUUGAUCGAGAACAAUGAGCUCUUUCUUUCAAACAGAAAGGAGCGACUGAGGCCAAAGGACGGGUUCAGAUUGCUCGGAACCAUCAGGACGUCUGGCCCUGGAAGUGCCCUGGCUAUCCGCACACCCAUGCUGACUAACCGAAGGUUAUUGACGGCUAUAGAAGUACAACCCUAUUCUGCUCAGGAGGUCCAAAUACUAUUGAGCAAGCGCUUCCCAGACUUGACGUCUUUCUUGCUGCGAAUCCUAUCAGCUCAUGCUCGCCUUGUUGAUGUCUUUACCACAAAUGAAGCCUUCAAGUCAUGCCAAAGUCGCUUGCCGAACAUCAAGGAUUUGUUAAAAUGGUGUCGAAGAACUGUACGACAGCUGCGGAAGACUAGCAACGACAAUCAGAUUCCGGACACCUUCAUGAUCGACAUGUUCAAAGAUGGUGUCGACUGCUACGCUGCACAUCUUGCCGACAAACUGCUUGUUAAUAUAGCCGCGUCAGCAAUUGCCGCAAGUCUCAACAUCGCCCCUGCCGCUGUUGAGCACACUCUGAAGCAUCAGAAACCUAUUAUGCAGGACAGCAAAUCAAGGAUACAGGUCGGAAGGGCAUCAUUGACCAAAAAUGGCUCGUCUCACCCGUCGUCGGGAAGGCAGACCAGCUUUGCGACGACACGACAGGUUCUGCAGCAUAUGGAGACAAUAAUGUGUGCUGCGAGUGCGAGGGAGCCUUUGCUGCUGGUAGGUGAGACUGGUGUAGGUAAGACCACAAUUUUACAACACGUCGCAGCUUCUAUCCAACAGCAUCUAACUGUCGUCAAUCUUUCGAAUCAGAGUGAGGCCUCAGACCUGCUUGGGGGACUGAAGCCAGUAACGACUCGCUCUUUGAUGGUGCCGCUCAUUGAUGAGUUUAAUCUCUUGUUCGAUAAAACCUUCGCAGCCAACAAGAAUGCGAAAUUCCGCCAGUCGAUCGCAAAGGCAUUCGACAAAGAGAAAUGGUCGGCACUUCUUCGCCAUUGGCAAGAAGCCAUACAGCUUGCGUUGAAAAACAUGCCCGAGCCAUCAGAACGGGAACAUUUGCGGGAACAAGUAUCUAAGCGACGAAAGCUAGACACCAGCAAGAGACAAAGUCUGCGAGAUAGAUGGCUGGCAUUCAGCGACAGUAUUAACGGAGUGAAAGUUCACCUGCAGAAAGGUGACCACUUACAGGUCUUUGCAUUUGUGGAAAGUCGUCUAGUGCAGGCAGUCCGCAAUGGUGGUUGGCUUCUUCUUGAUGAGAUCAACCUCGCGUCGUCCGAGGCUCUCGAUAACCUACUCAGUCUGCUUCAUACCGGAGAAGAUGAUACCCCGUACCUACUUUUGGCUGAAGCUGGUAGUGUCGAGCGAAUCAAUGCUCAUCCGAACUUUAGACUCUUUGCGGCAAUGAAUCCGGCCACUGAUACGGGCAAAAAAGAUCUGCCUCCAGCCCUACGAGCACAUUUCACCGAAAGUUUUGUGCAUGCCGGAGAUGACGAUUUAAACGAUUUGGUAGAGAUCAUUCAAGCCUACUUAGGAGCAUAUCUCGCUAAUGACAAACGAGCUGCAGCCGAUCUUGCCAAAGCAUAUCUGGGGAUCAAGAGACUUGCCAGCCGACAUGAAUUGACAGAUGGAGCUGGGGAACUACCUCACUUCAGCUUGCGAUCACUUACUCGAUGUUUACAGUAUGUCCAACAGCAUCAGGCAAGGCACGGGUUGCGCCGUGCAAUGCAUGAAGGUUUGCAGAUGAGCUUCUUUACUGUUCUCGAUAGCCAAUCUCAGCAACUGGUAUUGGAUGUCGUCGAGCAGAGCUUGUUGUCCUCCUCACAAGCCAAGAGAGCCCUCUACUCUCACAAGCCUAGAAACUCAUCUCAAGCAGAUCGAUACGUUCGAUUCGAGCACUACGAAAUUGUUAAAGGACCCUUUUCAACUGAUGCUCAGCCGGACUACAUUGUGACCAAGUCUGUGAGACGAAACUUGACUAAUCUCGUCAGAGCCGCGUCGAUGCGAAAAUUCCCCGUACUUCUGCAGGGACCAACGUCAGCAGGCAAGACCAGCAUGGUCGAGUAUUUAGCCAAGUUGUCAGGCAAUAAAUUUGUACGUAUCAACAAUCACGAACACACUGACCUGCAGGAGUAUCUUGGUACUUAUGCUUCCGGAACAGAUGGGACACUCGAUUAUCGUGAAGGAGUGCUUGUUGAAGCAUUACGUCAAGGACACUGGUUGGUGCUUGAUGAACUGAAUCUCGCACCAAGCGAUGUACUCGAAGCAUUGAACAGAUUACUUGACGAUAAUCGAGAGUUGCUCAUACCAGAGACUCAGGAAAUCGUUCGACCUCAUCCGAACUUCAUGCUUUUCGCAACUCAAAAUCCUGCUGGAAUUUAUGGCGGACGAAAGCGGCUAUCCAGAGCAUUUCGAAAUCGAUUCCUCGAGAUUCAUGUCUCUGAUAUUCCUGAAGAUGAGCUUGAGGUCAUUCUCAAGGAGCGAGCACGUAUUGCUCCAUCUUUCUGCAAAAACAUUGUUGACGUAUAUAAAAGCUUGACGUUGCAGAGACAGUCUUCAAGGUUAUUUGAAGCUAAGAAUAGUUUUGCUACGCUGAGAGAUUUAUUUCGAUGGGCGUCUAGACCUGUUGAUGAUCGUGAACAGCUGGCAUACCAUGGGUAUAUGCUCUUGGCUGAACGCGUGCGAGACCCGACCGAGAAGCUGGUUGUCAAACGCACGAUUGAAGACGUGCUCAAGGUCCAGAUCGACGAAGAGGUCAUGUACGGAGACAUAAAGAUACCAAACAACGUCAAAUCCGACGGCAAGAUUACCUGGACGAGAGCGAUGCGGAGGCUAUUCGUGCUGGUCUCCACAGCACUGCAAAACAAUGAGCCUGUUCUGCUCGUGGGAGAGACAGGAUGUGGUAAAACUCAAGUCUGUCAGUGCAUAGCCCAUGCUUUUGAAAGACAGCUCAACAUCUAUAAUGCUCAUUCGAACACCGAAACGGGCGACCUCAUUGGCUCUCAGAGACCUAUGCGGCACAAAUCAGAACUAGCCGCCACAAUCAUCCAGGACUUGCAGGCUCUUGGAGAGGACUAUGCUAUCAGACGUACCGAUGAAAGCAUGGACAUUGAAGACCUCAUCACACAAUUCAGGUCGAUGGACACAUCGGGCUUCAGUGAACAAGCCGUCAAGAAAGUCAAGGAUAGCAUUUCAGCCUAUCGAUCUUUGUUCGUCUGGAGUGAUGGCAGUCUGGUUCGGUCUAUGAGAGCAGGCUCGCACUUUCUACUGGACGAAAUCUCACUUGCUGAUGACUCCGUGCUUGAACGUAUGAACAGUGUUCUUGAGCCUGCGAGGACGAUCUUGCUUGCAGAGAAGGGUGCUGCCGAAGACAACUUUGUGGCUGCUGAGCCUGGAUUUCAGUUCCUUGCUACCAUGAAUCCUGGUGGAGAUUAUGGCAAGCGCGAGUUGUCUGCCGCCUUGAGAAAUCGGCUGACCGAGAUAUGGGUGCCUCCAUUAUCGGACAACGAAGACGUAAUUCCAAUUCUGGAGGCUCGACUCAAAACCGACGCGCCGAAAAAUGGUUCGUCUCACAGCGAUCACAAUGACAGAAGCCUAGCGUCGUCUAUGGUGCAUUUUGCAAACUUCUUCCGACGACGAAUAGAAGGAUCGGAAACAUCCAACAUACCCUUGCGACCGUUGCUUGGCUGGGCUGAAUUUGUGCGCCAAAGUCGUUUGGAUACUCAGAGAGCUCUAGUUCAUGGCGCUGCGAUGACUUUCAUUGAUAGUCUGGGCGCCAAUCCAGCGGGACUAGCUGGUCAUUUGGCCGAAGAUAUCUCAGAGGCCCGAGACUUGUGUUUACAAAGGCUACACGAAGUUUUUGAUCUUGACGCCAGCGAAAUUUACCAUGCGAUACCGAACUACUUCUGUGACGCAGACAAAGUUCAGAUUAGUGACUUUAGUUUGUCGCGACUGCCCGGUGCUAGCAACGAGCAAGAUCUUGUGCUCGAAGUUCCGACCACCUUACGAAAUGCCAUGCGUAUUGCUCGUGCACUGCAGACAAGUCGUCCUUUACUGCUUGAAGGCAACCCGGGGGUUGGAAAGACUGCCAUAGUGACCUCACUGGCUCAACUCUGUGGUAGGCCACUAACCCGUAUCAAUCUUUCAGAUCAGACGGAUCUGAUGGAUUUAUUCGGCGCUGACGCACCGACUGAGGGCGAGAAGAUAGGAAACUUUGUCUGGCGAGACGGGCCUUUACUGAAGGCAAUGCAGCAGGGGGACUGGGUCUUACUCGAUGAGAUGAAUCUUGCCUCCCAAUCUGUGCUUGAAGGACUAAACGCCUGCCUUGAUCAUCGAAAAGAAGUUUACAUUGCAGAGCUCGACAAAACUUUCCAUUGUCAUCCUGGAUUCACCCUCUUCGCAACACAAAACCCGCACAGUCAAGGUAGUGGUCGGAAGGGUCUACCUGCCUCAUUCGUUAAUCGCUUCACGGUCGUAUAUGCUGAUCCAUUCACCAAGCACGAUCUAGUACAAAUCUGCCGCUCGAAAUAUGCAAACAUCUCAGAACGACGCGUUCACGAAGUUGUCUCUGUAGUGGACGGCUGCCAAGCGCUCGCCUCUCGAAGUCCUGACUUCGCAGACGGAGGUCCUUGGGAGCUAAAUCUUCGUGAUCUAAGUCGUUGGUUGAGCCUGUGCGAAAAGUUCGAGAACUUAGACCCUAUGAUACAUUUUUCGACUGUAGUAAGCGACCGUUUUCGCCAAGCAAAAGCCAAGGAACAAGCGACGACGAUCUGCCAUGAUACUUGUGGACAUGUCGCGGUGGAAAACAUGCAUCACGAGCUGUUCGCUGAUACACUACAGUUCGGUACGAUGUUUUGUGCUCGUGCCACUCUACAGCAAUUUGUUCGCCACGAGCAUACCAUUGACAUAGCACAUCUUCAGGCAGCAAAGUCGUUCAUGACAGCAUGGCAGAUGGACUGGCCUAUUAUCUUAGUCGGCCCUUCUGGCAGUGGGAAGACGUCGCUUAUACGAAAUCUUGCAGCGCUCCGUGGUGAUAGACUUGUCGAAGUUUCGAUGAAUGCCGAUAUCGAUACAGCAGAUUUGAUUGGUGGGUACGAGCAAUAUGAUGGUGAACGUCUGAAAUGUAUGCUUCAAGAACAACUGAAAGCUUGCCUUGCGACGGCUAUACACAAGGUAUUGGCAGCAGGUUUGGACAUGAAGUUGGAGCAAGUGCUGUCUGCAUACCAGGAACUAGGCAGUAGACAGCUGACAGCCACGGCUGUUCUUGAGAUCAUCAAGAAUAUCCCUAGGGAUCUACUUGAUCAUGACGAAGAGCAAAUGCAGCGACUUAUGCUUCAAUUACAACAACUAGAGAUUACACAGGAAAAUUCAACUCGCUUCGUCUGGAAUGAUGGUGUACUCAUUGACGCUUUACAAUCAGGGGCUUGGCUGGUCCUUGACAAUGCCAACCUCUGCAAUCCUUCCGUUCUUGAUCGUCUGAACUCAUUGCUCGAGCCUAAUGGUUACCUUGUUUUAAGUGAGCAGCAUGGCCUGGACGGAAAAGCACGCAUAGUACGUCCAGCGCCUGGAUUCAAGAUCAUUCUGACUGCGGAUCCGAGGUAUGGCGAGCUUUCGCGAGCAAUGAGGAACCGAUCUCUGGAAAUAUUUCUUGAUACGAAAAUGCCAGAGGCACAGAACUUUCAGCCACAUCUCUCAUGCUAUCCUGAAGACGCAAGUAUCGCUCGAUUGCGACCUCUUGUCGUAGACAGAGACGAGCAACCCGAUCAUGGUCAGGUUGAGCUUGAACCAUGGAUUGACCGCCUUACAGCUGAUGACUUAGACUUGCUGACGAAGCCCGGAGGUGAUGUGUUUGAAGAGAAUGUCAUUCAAGAAGCUGCGAACCGACGCUUAAUGCGUACGCUUGAAUUGGUUGAUCCGAGAAGGACGCCCGCUGGAUACACUUGCUCACACCUCGUUGCAGUCAACGAGCCUUUGAUGUUGACGCUGGUAGACGCCGCCAUGACGUCUGAUCAGAUAUGUACGCGCAUUUUGCGAAACACACUUAUGUGGAAUAUGGCCAAUCUCAACAGUUCCGCUAAAAGUGUCUUUGCCGCGAUAGCUACCGGUGUCCUCCAGGAGGCUUUCAGGAAUCGACUUGAAUACAUCUGCGCACGAGACUUUGUGGCUCUGUGCAUCGAUCUCAUCCGUGCACGAAAACCAGAACUACCAGCCUACCAGCAAAUAGCGAGUGAUGUUUCUACCCAGCUCGACUCUGAUGCUAAACUCAAGACUCAACUCACCACUGCGGUCAAGAAGCUGAUGGGUCCGGCGCCCAAGUCUGGCCAAAGUUUACAGACUAUGUGGCCCAUAUGGAAAUCAAGCACCGCUGAGACCAAAGAUGAACUCGACUUUCAGCUGAAAGUGGAGGCCUUGGUAGAGCGAUUCGGCGAAGUCGCGUAUAGUGUGGCUGAGAGCAGAACACAACUGGCACGACUCCGACUUCGAAUGCUAGAUGUUUGCACCAUAGUAAACUCUCAUGUCAAUAACACACAGGUUCUUGAGGAUCUCAUAGGUGCCGUUGAGCAUUUGAGUAUGAACCAGGCGUCGACGACAAGCGGAAGAGGCCACUUUGCUAAGGUCUUCGACACUAUAUUGUACAAGCUCCGUAUCCAAGAUUAUCAUUGUUCACAGUUGCAGGAGCAGCGUUGUCUGCUGUUCAGCGACAGUGCUAUUAAGCAUCAAGACGUACAGCAAAAAUCUGGUCCAAUGAAGAUACUCCAGAGAUUGAGUGAUGCAUCAGUACUUGGCCCUAUCUUAGGUGUGGACUUACCACCUGCAGAAAUAAGCCUACAGCGACUGGCACAAUCCCUUCAAACUCUGCAUGACCAGCCAAUAGGAAGAAUGAAUUAUGCACAGGAAGAACUAGUGGAGCUUAUCAGUCUUGUUUCCAGUACUCCCAAGCAAUUCUCGAGCAACAAUCUCAAACAUAUUGGUAGAGCUGCUAGAGAACUUGUUCACUGCGUCCUAGUUCCACAUGCUGACUCUCUCAACAUUGAGUUAAAUAACAGCUAUGAUUUCGAGAACAUGGACACAUCGUUACUCGAGUUGAUGGUCUCGGCCAAAGAAAACGCCAAGGACAAGUCGAAGACACUGAGUGACGCAUUUAGCGAUCUGGCUGUGGUCUGCCAGAAUUUCAAUACAUUGCCAGACUCACAGGCUGAAGCAUACAAGGUCUGUGGCAGAGGACUUUUAACUGUGGCAGUCAUUUGUCUCAAGCUCUUCGUGCCUGACCAAAUGUUUGAUCCGACCACGUUGCCAAUGCUAAUACAAACACGUCAUAAUCGGAGGAAAAACGAAUUAACAGCCCGACUAGGUGCAUGGCGAAGCUUUCAGAAAAACACUACUGGUCAGGACACAAGUUUGGUGAUACGAGUCCUCGAGGAAGAGUUGUCUGACCUUGGUGAACCAUGUGAUGUCCUAGCAGUCUAUCGUCCUAUAGACGACCGGCACUUGAAGAUGUUACAUACCGAGUUCCAGAAUGUGCUAAGGAGUAUCGUGAACACUGAUCUUGUGGCAGUAAUGCAGGAUGAUGACACCAAGGAAGUCAAGAGCGUCUAUAAUCAGGCUAUUCCUCGCAUCAAGAACUGCAUUGAGCGAUUAUCUCAGAUUCAUCGUGCCUACGACGAUAUGGUCAAGCCUGUUGUCGGUCUGCUACACUGCGUGGCUCUAGCUCUCCGUUUGCUUUUGUACGGCAUUGACGUGCAGCUGACGGCGGCAGGACGUCGUACAUUCAUGCACGAAAAUCGUCCACACGUAGAAUACCGCAUCGAAGAGCAAAAAGUCGAAAGUACUUUAGCUUCAAUGCGACUACUGGCAGAAGAUCGGCUCUUGAACAAAGAGAAGGAAGUGACCAUGCUCAGUACCCCUGAACUUUGGACGUAUCUGUCAGAAUUACGUCUGAAACUCGUUGUCUCCGAAAUCGACGAUGCAAGAAGAACACGUCUUCACGUACACAUAGUAGGUUGUAUCGAUGAGCUGUAUGUGUCGUGGAGACAGAAGCUGAGCGCAGAUCAGCAAGAGGCCGAAAGACAGUCAAGAUAUUACACGUACCGGGGUGAAGAUGAUCUCCAGGAGCCAAGUGAGGACGAUGUACGUGCUCUAUUUCCAACGCAUGAAGAAGUGGAACGACAAAACCUCACACAGGAUGCAGAUGGAUCUGCAGAAGAAAUCUACUACGAUUCGGACUCCGAUCACCAUCUCGAUAUUGAUGCUCGGAAAAGUGCCGUCAAACUGGCGAGAUAUCAUCGUAGUCUGCUGGCCGAACGAGAUGUCGAGAUUCUAUUGCAAGACCGCUUGCGACGCCGUUUCUGUGCCCAGGAUGAAACACACAUUGGCUUCGACGAUCUUUCGACAAUGUCCCCUGAGAUGCUUCCUUCUUUGUUUCUGUGUCUUGAGGACAAGUUGGGAGCUUUUUCUAGACAAUCAGCAGGUCAGGGACUGAACAUCUACGCUGAUGGCGACGUUGAGGAAGUACGUAAGCUGUUCCAAAUCACAACGCAAGCACGAGCAAGAUUUCAGGAAAUAGCAGAUCGUUGGCCAGAACAUGCGAUUCCAGCUGAAGCAAUUUCUUAUGGUAACCAGGUGAUGGCAAUGAAGAUGAGUGAUUCAAUUGCUAAACUACUCACCAAGACAGAAAAAUUCCUCGAAAUUGUGGCUCAAUGGCAGGCCAUCGCAAGUAGAGAGUGGUCUGUGUCUUCGAUCGUCGAAGCUUUGACAAGUCUCAUCAUUCACUGGCGUCGCCUUGAGCUCGGAUCUUGGUCAAGAUUGCUCGAUGUGGAGGAUGCGAAGCAGCAGGAAGACGCUGAUGCCUGGUACUUCAUAGCGUACGAAGCUGUUGUAUACAACUCUCUCCAGUAUGUCCAAGUUCUAGGACUGAAUCGACUCGAAUCGACUCUCAAGGACUAUCCACAGAAGCUGGCGAGGACACUCGAAGAGUAUUUGAAAACCACCACACUUGGACAAUUCAAUGGUAGACUUCAAUUGCUAUCAGCAUUCGCACAAAGUUUGAAGGCUUGUGCUCAAAAGCUCUAUGAAGGCCACUCAUCUUAUCUCACACAAAAGACAUUGACGAGGCUUGAGAAGUACCCUGGUCGACCGCUAGCUCAGAGUGACGGAUUCCAAAACUUACCCACAGACGGUGCUUCGUCCUCUGGCGAGAAAGACUCGGAUAAUGAGUCGUGGUACACGAACAAUUCAGAAAUUGAGUUCACAAUGAACAAGCGCGAACGUGGUCGUCAGGUGAUGAUGAUGCACGACACCAUAGUCAACAUUGUUCAGCACUACGCCCGGUAUGAACCCCAAGUUUCGAAAUCUUUACAAGAUGGGCGAGUUCUCCUUGAGAAAAAGAUUACAGAGCAACUAAAGUUGGCUAGCUGGAAAGACACGAAUAUCACAGCUCUGCGCGAAAGUGCUCGGCGCACGCAUUUCAGGCUUUUCAGAAUCAUAAAGAAAUAUCGCGCUCUACUUGGACAACCAUUGACGAAUUUCAACGCCAAGUAUGAUCCCAACAACGAGUCGGGACCCAGGAUAUUGCUGGAACUGCCUGCAAUCGUGCAGAGUGACGCCAUUAAUGAACAUCUCCGCUUGUGUUCGGACCACAUCGACUCAUGGCUAGACAGACCCGAGCGACUGCGAGACCCAAUAGUCGCCACAAAAACAAUGCGAUUUGUUUUGAACAGCAGCAUACCCGACUUUUAUGCUUCAGCAGAGCUCGAGAGCUGGAUUGAAGAUGUUAGUGAUGCAGCGAGAGAGCUCCGAAAAGCCACGCCAAAUGUACUGACCGAUGAUAACGGUGCCUUACUUCGUGAUCUCAAACAACGCAAGCGGCGACUAUUGGCAGACACUCUGAAAGAUGUUGCGUACAUGGGAGUUCGACGCAAUCUGGGUACGACUGAACUGGAAGCUCAGUCAACCACGACUAUGGUGCUUGCCAAUCUGCCAAGCAUGUCUCCUGUAGGGGUAACUCAGCUCGACUCCGGUGUCAACGAGGUUUUCCAUGAGCUGAUAGAUACCCUUCCAAUCGCUAGAGAUUCAGCACUGGGACACUCAGCAGAGCUGACAGAUGGUGAGACAAGAAGAGGUCUAGGAUAUCUGGAGGGCUUCUUCAACGUGGCCAUUAAGCAGAGGACUGAGAUUGGAUUGCUUCAGUCACAACUUGAUCGACUUUCGAGCCUUCGGCAAGCCUUCACGAAUCUUGAUCAUGGGGCUGACACAUCACAGCUCGAGUCAAGACAGCCGUGGUUACCUAUACUACUGCGCACGUGUGCCAGGGUUGUUGACUUUCAAAGCAAGCAUGCUCAGCUACAAACUGAAGGUGUAUCUACCGCACUACGGCAGUAUGCUGAACGACUGCAGCAGAUUGGAUCACAAACUGUGGAAAGCACCUCUCGACAGGAGGUUAUAGCAGCUCUACAGAUGGAUCUUACUAAGUGGUCGGACCACGAGCCACAACUCGAAUAUCUCGGGAGCUUUCUCGAGAAGUGGUUCCCCAGCCCUGAUGUGGUCUCGCCCGCAGCAGUGAAACGUCUGCCAAUCGAGGUAUUCGAUACUCAACUGCAGCGGCAUAUGAAUUCGAUAUUUGUCGCGAUUCAAAGAGCCGCGGCAGUGCUCAAUACUCUUCCGAGCACGAACGAAGAGCAAGGCUGGCUUGUUAACUCCACUCAAGUCUUCAGUAAAAUAAUCACAAGCCUCCAACUCGAAUCGCUCUCAGACGCUGUUGAGCCGUUACUAAAGAGUCUGCAACCUAACAAUGACAACACUGAAGUCCAGCAGGUGCAAAUCGCCUUAGCGCUUGUUUCGACGCCGAUCAUCUCUCAAUUGGAGGCCAGUGCCAGGUAUCUGCUUGCACAUUCGACACACUUGCAUUUGCAGACAUGCCGAGCAGCAGUCUUUCUCGGAAGAACGUUUGCAACCCUCUGUAAAGAAGGAUUUUGUUCUCCUUCCGAAGCUUCGGAUGGCCAAGAACAAUCAGGUAAAGUCGAACAAGGUACAGGUCUUGGUGAAGGUGAUGCUGCACAAGAUAUCAGCAAAGACGUCGGCGAUGACGAGGACCUGACUGAGUUGGCUCAAGAACGUGGCGAGCGCGAAGAUGGCGAUGAGGAGAUGGACAAGAGCAAAGACGCUGUGGACAUGGGCUCCAAUGAGCUUGAAGGUGAAAUGGGAAGUGGUGAUGAGCACGUGUCAGAUAACAACGAUGAAAGUGGAGGCGAAGACCAAGAACAAGACAUAGAUGAAGAAACAGGGAACGUCGAUGACCUUGAUCCUAAUGCUGUAGAUGAGAAGAUGUGGGACGAGAUGCAGAAGCAAGCGGAGCAGGAAGAGAAGGAGAUGAAGAGCAAGAAAGCACAAGGCCAGAAGACCGAUGAUCAGGCCGCAGGCAACGAAGAUCCUGCGGAGACUGGUGCUGACGAAGACAUUGAAGCUGCUGGGUCAGAGCAAGAGGAGGCUGAUGGCGAGCAGAAAGCCGAAGGCGAAAACAUUGAUCCUUAUCUUGACCAAAACCAAGCACUUGAUCUGCCGGAAGAUGUGCAACUGAAUGGUGAAGAGCAGAAAGAGGAUGAGAUAUCUGAUGCUGAUAUGGACGGUCUAUCAGAUGUUAACGACACUGAUAAUCCAGAGGACAAGGCAGAGGCCAACUUACCAGACGAGGAAAAGCUAGAUCGUGAAGGUAAUAUUGAGGAGGAGAAUACAGUUGAGGAAGAAGGUGAAGAAGAUCAGCAGCUUGGCCAAGCCCAGGACAACGAAGUCGUGGAAGACCAAGAUGGCGAAGAAGGUCGACUUGAGGACAAAGAGCACAAUUCCCGGGAGGACGAUGCAAUGUUCGAUGCUCAAGACCAGGAAGAUGGGGGUGCAGGGGUAGCAAACACGAAUGUCGAUCUGGAUGCUGACAUGGACGAAAAUGCUCCGCAGGGCCAGCAAGAAGCCGAGGCCGCAGCACAGCAGUCCGAGCCACAAAAAGGCGCAACAACAUCGACUCAAGACCAGACUGGUGCGGAGGAAGGUGCAGUGGAGCAGGGUAUCGGUCGGCAGGAAGAAGUACCAAACAAGUCUGCACAAGCUUUGCAGAAGCUUGCAGACGUGCUUGAGCGAUAUCACCAACGCCGAGAGAUAUACACAGCCAACGAGGAGCGACAACAGCAACAAACUGAGCAAGAUGUUGAUAUGGCAGAUGCUGACUUCGAGCACAUUGGUGAUGAGCAACAAAAAGAAGCACAGGCACUUGGAACUGCCAAAGAAGAUGCCGUUCAGAACCUGGAUCAAGCACAGGCUAUGGAAAACCCUCGAGCUCUGGCUGACGGAGAUCUCCCUAUGCCUGAGGACGUACACAGAUCUAUCGAGGAGCUCCAGCAGGAGACGCUGACGCAGAAGAUGACUCGCAUGCAACAUGAACGGGAAGACAGACUAGAACAACAGCAGUCUGCAAGAACAGCAACUCUACCUGACACCACUCGUGAUCGUCCAAACAAACCGCAGCUACCACACGAAGAUGCGAUGGAGCUAGACAACGAUCUUGCUGAUGACUUAGAGCAGCCCAGAAUCGACUCAAGAGGCUUCCAGCAAAACGCUCUACAAUCAACAAGCCUCAGUGAAGCUCAGCAGCUCUGGUCUCUCACCACAAAUCGAACUCAAUCACUAUCUCUCCUCCUCACUGAGCAGCUCCGCCUCAUUCUUCAGCCAACCACAGCCACCAAACUACGUGGUGACUUCCGCACCGGCAAGCGUCUCAACAUCCGCAGGAUAAUACCCUAUAUCGCCUCCGGUUACAAGCGCGAUAAGAUCUGGAUGCGACGCUCCAUACCCAGCAAGCGAAACUACCAAGUCAUGCUCGCAGUCGACGACAGCCGCAGCAUGAAAGAGAGCGGCGCCGACAUCCUCGCACUAGAAACACUGUGCCUCCUCAGCCGUGCCCUGAGCAUGCUCGAAGUCGGCGAACUCUCCAUCGUCGCUUUUGGAAAAGACUACAACGAAAGCCUUAUGGGUGACGAUAUACCAGCCCAACAACAACAACAACCUCCUCGUGCCGUCAAAAUCGCCCACGACUUCUCCCUCCCCUUCAGCCCUUCCACCAGCGGCCCCCAAACCUUCUCAAACUUCACUUUCGACCAAACAGGCACAAACGUCCGUGCCCUCCUCUCCGAAUCAAUCCGCAUCUUCCGCGACGCACGCCUCAAAUCCACGGCCCGCGACGCGACCGACCUCUGGCAGCUCCAGCUCAUCAUCUCGGACGGCCACAUCGGGUCUGACAACGAUACCGUCGCACGCCUUGUCCGACGCGCGCGCGAGGAGAAAAUCAUGUGCGUCUUUGUGAUUGUGGAUAAUUCCGAGGAGAGUAUUGUCGAUCUGGAGGAGGUAGUUUUUGAGAAAUCUGCAACGACUGGUGGUGGUGGGAAGGAAGGAGAGCCGGUUAUGAGUAAGAAGAGGUAUUUGGAAGGGUUUCCGUUUCAGUAUUAUGUUGUGGUUAGAGAGGUGCGGGAUUUGCCUGGGGUGUUGAGUCGGGUGUUGAGGGGGUGGUUCGAGAGUGUGGUAGAGCAAGGAAGUACGUUGUAG